Molecule: messenger RNA, 1425 nt
Organism: Xylaria bambusicola
Lineage: Eukaryota; Fungi; Ascomycota; Sordariomycetes; Xylariales; Xylariaceae
Product: ribosomal protein L18e/L15P
Exons: 3
Coding region: 37-1032 (331 amino acids)
Biological process (GO): translation
Cellular component (GO): mitochondrial large ribosomal subunit
Molecular function (GO): structural constituent of ribosome
Source: RefSeq, a predicted model, not a curated record
GGGAGACUAGUGCAAAACCAGACUAGACCGACAAACAUGGCAAAAAGUGUCGAGUCUCCGACAUUCUCAUCCACAUUUGCACAGCGACGUGUAGGAGCAUAUAGUAAGAUGCCACCACGGAUACCUUCGCCGCUGAUGGCCCAGUGCUGUAAGGCGCCGCUAAAGCCUUAUAGCAGUCCCUCGAUCGUCCAUCUAUUCGCCGCUCUAUCAGUGCGAGGCACACCGUCAUCGCAGAUUCGUCCCGCAUCCAUCCUCGCAAACCUCUCCGAUAACCCGGGUGCCUACCAAAAACGCAUUCGUGUCGGUCGAGGUCCUUCUUCAGGCAAGGGAAAGACGUCUGGUCGAGGUCAUAAGGGUCAGAAGCAGCAUGGAAAGGUCAAUCCGUGGUUCCAGGGUGGUCAGACGCCUCUGAUCUUUCAGAAGGGCCGCUUAGGCUUUGACAACCUGUUUGCCCCCGUCAUGUCUGAAGUCAACCUCGACAAAUUACAGGAAUGGAUCGACUCUGGACGCCUCGAUCCGACGAAGCCCAUCACCCCCAAAGAGCUGAUAGAAUCCAAUCUUGUCGGUACGAUAAAAGACGGUAUUAAACUGUUAGCACGCGGCGCUGGCGCUCUAAAGCAGCCUAUCGAUAUAAUGGUGUCUCGGGCCUCGGCAGCGGCCAUCGAUGCCGUAGAGCAUGCUGGCGGCAAGAUUGUGACGCGAUAUUACACAAAACAGGCCAUUAAGCGACUGGUAGAAGGAAAGAGCAUAAACACUGGUCUUCCGCUACCCACAGGCGCUGAGCACGUCGAACCUGUACUCGAGGAGGUAAGGGAGAAGGGUUUCUUCUACAGAUUACCAGACCCGACGUCUCGUUGGGACAUAGAAUAUUACCGUGACCCAGCUCACCGAGGCUACCUCAGCCAUACCUUGCAACCUGGCGAGUCACCCAGCUUGUAUUUCAAGGUACCACCCGCGCAGAUCGCCAAAGACCUACAGAAGAACAAGAAGAAGGUCAAGCAGGAGGAUGUCAAACUCUGGGAGAAGCUAUAACCGCUCUCCACCAUUGUAUAUACUUGGUAUCAAGAAUGCCAAGACUCGCAAUGCUCACGAAGAAGAGUAAAUCUCAUGUGUAUAUUCGCAAUGUAAAUUAACUUAGCGUGUGACUGUGUAUGAAUGUAGGCUUGCCGUAUUUACUCAGGUUAAAUUCACAACGUGCCGUUCGAUGUAUAGCGUAGGGCCUUGGCACCUAAUAGAAGACCAUUUCCCCAACAAAUUCUGCCUUUUUAAGGGAAAAGUUAUGUUACACAAUAACGGCGCGUUGUAUUCAUAAUCUCAGUAAACACGGUAGGUAGCUCUUCCUGACCGUGCAAGAGGUGUAGUGCCCAAUGCUAUGGUAGGCAUGUAGCAGUUAGAAGUACUGAUAUUUUUGCUAUACGUAUAGCU